Messenger RNA from Amoebophrya sp. A25, 421 nucleotides. The record is from the annotation of a GenBank genome assembly. NCBI's taxonomy places the organism in Eukaryota, Dinophyceae, Syndiniales, Amoebophryaceae.
AUGAAAGCUGAGUCGCGUCGACAUCAGGAACAACUCGAGCGAGAAGUGCGCGACGCACAGAAUCGAGCCACCAACGGGCAGCAGCGUGCCGACAGAGAGGCCCAAGAUAGAAUCGACAACGAACAGCGACGAAGAAGUCAAGCGACAGGAGCUGAGAUGCUGCGGAAAGAAGUCAACAAGCUGAACGAGAUUGACUUCUACUGUGUGGCGUGAAAAGAUGGCUGCAGCAAGAAAAAGACUGACGAUGAAAAGGGAGAAACUUGCUCCGAGUGCGGUGCUCGUGCGGUGUGCGGUGACUUCUUAAAAACGACGAUCAGAAGGCAAAAGGGAAAAUGUGUUUGCCUGACAUCUUCAACAAAGUAAAAAGCUCAGAGUGUUUCGCUUGCCGCCAGGACUCUCUGGAACGAAGCAAAUCGGGGAG